Messenger RNA from Chanos chanos (milkfish), 2933 nucleotides. It is a transcript of the gene atg4c, whose product is annotated as autophagy related 4C, cysteine peptidase. Gene Ontology annotation, molecular function: cysteine-type endopeptidase activity; protein-phosphatidylethanolamide deconjugating activity. Gene Ontology annotation, cellular component: cytoplasm. The transcript is spliced from 10 exons. The coding region runs from base 120 to 1502 and encodes 460 amino acids. The record is from RefSeq and is a predicted model, not a curated record. Lineage: Eukaryota; Metazoa; Chordata; Actinopteri; Gonorynchiformes; Chanidae. Gene Ontology annotation, biological process: piecemeal microautophagy of the nucleus; protein delipidation; protein processing.
UACCUGAACCGAGACAGCGUCAUUCAUGAAAUAGUUUGACAUUAGACGUAUUGCUAAUUUGGUGUUAGCCUUUUAGGUGCUGCUGCCGCUGUGAUGGGUUCUGUCGUCUGGUUCGUAAAAUGGAGACUAAGGGGAGCGACGAGGUUGAGAAGCUCAAGUCUAGGUUCAUGUCAGCGUGGCACAAUGUGAAAUACAGCUGGGCACUCAAAUCUAAGACCUCCUUUAGCCGAAACUCACCAGUUGUCCUGUUGGGCAAAUGCUACCACUUCAAGGCAGAGGAUGACGAAAGCCCUUCGGAGAACGUCAGCACAAAGGCGUCAGAUGAGACAGUAGCGGUGGGUAAUGUGGAGGAAUUCCGCAAGGACUUUGCAUCCAAGCUGUGGUUCACAUACAGAGAAGACUUCACUGCCAUUUCGGGCUCUGGCCUGACAUCAGACUGUGGGUGGGGCUGCACUCUCAGGGCGGGGCAGAUGAUGCUCGCACAGGCCCUGCUGCUCCACUUCCUAGGCAGAGACUGGGUGUGGUCAGAGGCCUUGUCCUUACAGUCUCUGGAUACAGAGACCUGGACCAGCAGUGCUGCCCGCAGGCUGGUGGCCUCCCUUGAAGCUUCUCUCCAGAGCCGGCAACCCACAGCCCCUCAGCCUCUGUCCCAACCUCUGGGCAGGGCUGAGGAGGCAGACAGCCACCUCAGAGAGGUGUACCACCGCACCAUCCUGUCCUGGUUUGGUGACGAGCCCUCUGCUUGGCUGGGAAUACACAGACUAGUGGACCUGGGAAGGAGCCUGAGCAAGAAGCCCGGGGAUUGGUACGGCCCUUCCAUAGUGGCACACAUACUCAGAAAGGCUGUGGAGGAGAUUGCAGAGACAGCACUGGGUGGCCUAAACAUUUAUGUUGCUCAGGACUGCACAGUGUACAGUGCUGAUGUCCUCGAUACUCACUCAGUGCCUCAGGGCCAUCGGGGACCAGAGGGAGCCAUCCUAACGGACUCCAGAGCUGUGCUCAUCCUCGUUCCUGUGCGCUUGGGCGGAGAAAAAACCAACCCAGAGUACUUUAGCUUUGUCAAGGGUAUUUUAAGUCUGGACUACUGUGUGGGCAUUUUGGGGGGAAGGCCCAAACAGGCCUACUACUUUGUGGGUUUUCAAGAUGACAGUCUGAUUUACAUGGACCCUCAUUACUGUCAGCCUUUUGUGGACGUCAGCAGCUCCGAUUUCCCGCUGGAGUCCUUUCAUUGCCCAUCGCCAAAGAAGAUGCCUUUUACCAAAAUGGACCCGAGCUGCACCAUAGGCUUCUACUCCAGAAGUGUUCAAGAGUAUGACCGCAUCAGCAAGGAAGUGUCCAAGAUACUGCAGCCGUCGUCAAAAGAGAAAUACCCAGCAUUCACUUUUAUGAGUGGCCGUGGACAGGACUACCACCUCACCGGGCCCCCGGACAAGAGAGAGUGGCCCUUCAUUGUGGACGGCAGGAGGAUGGGAGCCACAGCAGGGGACUUUGUGCUUCUGUAGACCUGAGCGUACACACAGACUCCCUCAUCUGACAGUGUGUGGAUGAUCACUGUGCAACACAAGCUACGCCUUAGACCAUCUCAUUUCAGACUUAUCUCUGACAUGGCAAUGGAACUGCUCUCCGUCUCAAACUUAUAGACCAAACCCAGUAAACACCCAGUAUUACUCUUUUAGAGAGAGAACACACAUUUCAUGUCUCAGAUUCUCAGUAAUAGUAUUUGAAACACAGGUCCUUUUCAUUUCUUUCUCUUAUCUCUAUAUCCUUUAAAAGGCAUAUCACAUUGUAAAUUCAAACAGAAAACUAGUUGACAAAGCUGAAAGGUAGGUGAGUUGAAGAAUGUAAGCAGUGAGGAGAUUUAAGAGACAAACCUCUGACUCACCACAUUGAGUAAAUUACAGCAGAUGUCUGCACUAUUAAUGUUUUUUUAUGAGAUCUAAUGACCAACACAUCAGGUCAUUUCGAUUUACCCAAGAACAAGAGCCCAGACUCUGACAGCCACCUGCUCCACUGCUCUCUCACUGAGAGGGCUGGGCUAUAAUGCUCUCAGACAGACAGACAGACUGACAGACUGACUGACACUCAGACAGGACACACUGUUAUCUUCUCAUGGAGGGAAACAGACAGACAGACUGACACUCAGACAGGACACACUGUUAUCCUCUCAUGGAGGGAAACAGACAGACAGACUGACACUCAGACAGGACACACUGUUAUCUUCUCAUGGAGGGAAACAGACAGACAGACUGACACUCAGACAGGACACACUGUUAUCUUCUCAUGGAGGGAAACAGACAGACAGACAGACAAACAGGGCAAGCUAUAGUUUUCUCAGUUAGGGAGAGACAGACAGACAGACAGGGCUGUUUAUAAUGCUCUCAGCAAGUGAGAUAGACAGACAGACAGACAGACAGGGCUGCCUGUAAUGUUCUCAGUGAGAGAGACAGAUAAACCAGGCUUCCCAUGAUGCUCUUAGUGUGGGGAACAGACAGAGACUCAGUGUCAUUGCUGUAUUGCCAUUUUGAAGCCAGACUGUUUAUUGGACAGGCAGACACUCAGUGUCAUUGCUGUAUUGUUAGCAGAAGCUUUGUAAACCACACAAUCAUGUUUGUAUAUUUGUUUAAUUGUACAGGUUUAAAUGGACAUCUCAAUGCAGUAACACCAUCAAAGGGAAAUUUUUCUUCUAUUUCUUUCUUAACCUUUUUAAAGUACUAUAUAUAUACAGUCAUGCUGAUGAAUUGGGAACUAUUUAAAAGAACUUGUGGUUAGCAGGUCUUUGAUGCCAGAUCGGCAUCAUUCAGUUUAUAUCUAGGUAUGAUGGCUUUUAUAUUAUGAUUCACAUGUAGAACAUGACAUGGUUUGGUGUUUGCCUUUUAGUGUUGCCUAAAUCUUUUGAGAACUAGCGCACUCUAAUUGUGCUCACCAUGCGGCAG